This is a messenger RNA of Cyclocybe aegerita, 975 nucleotides long. Lineage: Eukaryota; Fungi; Basidiomycota; Agaricomycetes; Agaricales; Hemipholiotaceae. The record is from the annotation of a GenBank genome assembly.
AUGGACUACCGUUCUAUAAGUCCCGAUGUCAAAGAAUGCGCCCUGAGGCUCUGGGAGGCUGGCUGGACUCCUAAUGAAAUUUCAGCUGUGCUCUGCGUCUCGACAGCGAGCAUCUACCGAUGGUCGGACAUCUAUGAAGAAUGUGGCAAAGUUACAUGGCCAGCAUCUGGCUUACAGGGACGACCUCGCACGAUAGGACUUGCUGCCAUGGCGGCUAUACGAGAACUCUAUUCAUCUCAUCCAGACACAUACUUAGACGAGCUUCAAUGGCACCUGGCUAUACAUUUCGACAUCGCUAUUUCCAUCUCAGCCCUUCAAAAGAAUCUCCAGCAAGUGGGCCUUACACGGAAAGUCUUGCACAAAAUUGCUGCUGAGCGCAACGGGGAGCUCAGGGCCGAGUUUCUUCAUGUCAUUCAGCACAACUUCUCAGGAACAGGCCGGGAAUUUGUUAUCGUUGACGAGUCUAGCAAAAAUGAGCAUUCGCUUAUCCGUACCCAUGGCCGUUCUCAGAUUGGGCAACCCGCUGAUAUUGUUGCACCAUUUGUCCGUGGACAACGGUAUUCUCUUGCAGCUGCUAUGACUGUCGAAGGCUAUUUGGCGGCAAAUGCCAUACCAGGCUCAUUUGACUCAUUCUCUUUUUUUGACUUCAUUGUCGAGGACGUUAUGAACCCGUACCCCGAUGAUUUUAGUGUCCUGGUCCUUGACAAUUGCCGUAUCCAUCACACGGAGAUGCUCCAGGAGGUCCUGAAUGCUGCCCACAUUAUGCUCCUCUUUCUUCCACCCUACUCGCCGGAUCUAAGCCCCAUCGAACUCUCUUUCAGCACCUGGAAAGCACACCUUCGGCGAAACGGCACUAUUCUUCACGACGACAACGAUGAUGACCCAAUACUCACUCUUCUUGAAUCAACAGGCUGUAUCACAGGAGAAAUGGCAACCAACUGGUUUCGCCAUGCAGGUUACAUUGUCAACGAAUAA